UCUGUCCUUAUCACACUCGUCUAAAGAAACGCGUCACCAAACUGGAUGGCACGUCUCAAGUCGUGAAUCGAAUUCCAACCAGAGAGAAGCCUUGUUGGUGUUCAUUAUGAUUGGACGUAAAUAUCUUCCCCAAAUCCUCAUCAAAGCUCAUCGGGUCGGGGCACGGUCAUACUCUUCCGGUGACUCUCGAUUCUCCAAGAUGUCUCCCGCUUGGCUUCAAGCCAUUCUCGGCCCCGCUACCAAACAAGAUGCACCCAAGAUGUAUGCAUGGACCCUGGACAAUCUGGAAGAUCGCACACCGUCCCCUAGCCCGCCGACCAGUCGUCCCGACCAUCAUGACAACUCACAACGGCGGGUCUACAUUCUCGGGGUCGGAAACCUUGGUAGUCUUUUCGCUACCUCGCUUGCCUCCUUGCCAGAACCCCCGCCGGUGACCCUGGUUCUCCACCGGAAGGACCUCUUGCUGUCAUGGAGGGAAAACCCGGGUAUCGAAAUCACCCGACGUGGCUCCGCCUACACACACCUUAACUUUGACGUUGAACUGUGGUCCGAAGAACCACCACGCAUUGGCCAAGCAAGGGAAGUUACUGAAGGCCGAGGAAUACACAACCUGAUCGUAGCGACGAAGGCAUCCCAGGCCCUGCCGGAGGUCGAUCGAGUUCGUCGCUAUCUCGAUGAAAACUCUACGAUAGCUUUCGCUCAAAACGGCAUGUGUAAACUUUGGCCGCCGCAUGGGAAAACAUACACGGAGUAUCGUUUCCGGGAUGGAUCACACCCCAACUGGCUGGCGUGUGUCACCACCCAUGGCGUGACCUCUUUGGGCCGGUUCAAGAGUGUUCAUGCAUCAGAGGCAGAUAUCAAAAUCGGCCCUGUCUACCUCAAUAAGUCCGCUGGCAAGUCGUCUGUCCUAUCAGACCUGCUUUCCCAGGCUCCGAAUCUCAAUGGACGGAGCGUUGCACAAGAUGAACUUUGGGUUUUACAACUGGAGAAGCUCGUCGUCAACUCGGUCAUCAAUCCGCUGACAGCCAUUCUCCGGUGCAAAAACGGCGAACUAUUCAGCGAAACAGAAGGUAGUCUCGCUGAACUCAUAGACGUCCUGUUGCUAGAGGCUAGCAACGUUCUUCGAGCUUUGAUAAAAGACCAGAGCACCGACGCGAUCCUACAACCAGCACCCAGGGAAGCUAAAUCGACGACGAAUGCAGACGGGGACCGCAACUUAUUGGACCAACGACUUGGCUUAUUGGAUCGCUUCUCUCAAUCCCGGCUCAAGGAGAUGCUGUAUGAUAUUGGGUACAAGGUCAGGGAAAACACCAGCUCAAUGCUUCAAGAUGUCAGGGCUGGCAAACAGACCGAGAUCAACGAGUUCAACGGCUGGCUUGUCGAGACGGCGGGUUACCUCGACGACAACUUGGACACUACCCAUCACCAAAUCUUGGUCGAUCUGGUGCGAAACAACUAUCUCCUGGAUAGAGAAUCACUCGUGAACCAUUUCCCCUGCCUGAGAGACUCCAAGCUUGCAGCUGCUCGAAGUCACUAGCGAACUACCAGCCCAUAGAUACUCGCACUAUUCCCCUAUCUGGACACCAUUGGCACACUCCCUGGGCUGCUGUUACUCGCAACUCAGUCUCUUGGGAAUCGAAGCCGAUCUUACUGAAGACGCUCGUGGCCCAGGGAAACCUAAGGGGAUCUGGUACAAGCAUGCCCGUCCCCUACGAACGGACAGGUAGAUCGCGAACCCGUCAGCAGCAUGCUUCCGGAAGACGACCGCCGUUUUCUCUGCUGGGAUUUUGCUAUUGUUCCUCUUGCCAGCCCUGGUUUUCUCUAUCAGAAGGAUUCUAUAAUGUAGUCUGCACAGGGUCUCGCAUGCGCCCUUAUUCGAGCCGCCAGCCACGCUGUAAGACCUUCUGCUUGUCGUACUGUUCGACAAGUUGACGUGGCCGUAUAUCGCCCCCCAGUAUUCUUGUCUGCAGAUUCUUUUGGGAGCGGAUUCAGUCUGGCACAUCAUGCUGUUUUACUCAAGAAGGCAGCCCUUAUUUGUCACGUUCGCUUGCUUGCCGCCCCUUAAAAGACGUAAAUAUAGCCCUUAAUGCCGGCGUAAUAUAAUACUACAUCGGCAUUAUGUAUCGCGACAGGGUAAUGAGGAACUUGUGGACGUGUCAUGUCAUGGGAGGACCCAAUCCGAAUGCAUUUCCCAAGGGGACUCUCAUACUCUGUGCACUUCAAGAUUCUCACCCGCCGCUUACUCAAUACCGACGACACGAUCGAGGACGAAUGCGAAAAGUUUCCGAGAAAGAUACGCCCACGCCCUCCAACGGUUCAGGGCAAAACAAGUUUUCCAUUCAUGGUGAAGCCAUGAGCACCUACGCGAGGUCCCUAGCAUCGCCGAGGAUGCGAGGAUGACAUCAACGCCCCUCACAGAAGUCUAUACGUUAUGGUUUUCGCAUGUGUUAUCAAUAAUUAGCCAUUCAUAACCAGCAAUUCAACGGACUCCCAAUCAU
Molecule: messenger RNA, 2498 nt
Organism: Colletotrichum destructivum
Lineage: Eukaryota; Fungi; Ascomycota; Sordariomycetes; Glomerellales; Glomerellaceae
Product: Putative 6-phosphogluconate dehydrogenase-like domain superfamily, ketopantoate reductase
Exons: 1
Coding region: 107-1537 (476 amino acids)
Cellular component (GO): mitochondrion; cytoplasm
Molecular function (GO): NADP binding; 2-dehydropantoate 2-reductase activity
Source: RefSeq, a predicted model, not a curated record